AUGGCCGAGCCCAAGAAACCCAUUCUCAACGUCGUUCACAGCCCCAAGGGUGGAGCCUAUGACGACCAACUUCUGCUUACGCCCGAGCGUUUGGGCCGGCUGAACGAUCACUCGUACGUGAGCAUCGUCAGCUCGAUGAGCGCUUCCGUUCAAUGGCGUCCGUCGGCGCUGGAGCCCACGAAGGAGGACUUGCCGCUGCAGCGACAGCUUACGGUCUUGGGCAUUGCCAUUGGAUCUGAGUACAUCAUCUCGGCCGGUGGUCCGUUGGUUGGGCUAAUCUUCCUCGUCUUGUUCCCGUUCAUCCUCGGACUCCCGAUCGCGUACGUCACGGCUGAGCUGAGCACCGCGUACCCACACGACGGAGGCUACACGGUUUGGGUGUUGCACGCCUUUGGUCCGUUCUGGGCCUUCCAGACGGGGUAUUGGUCUUGGAUUUCUGGAGUCAUCGACAACGCCAUCUACCCGGGACUUGCUGUCGCUACGUUUACCGAAGUCUACGGGUCGAUCGGCUCGCCCACGGCCGAGUACUUCAUCAAGGCUAUCAUCGCCAUCACCUUGGCGUUGCCGAAUCUCUUCGGCAUUCAGAUCGUGGGCAACGGCAUGGCGACAUUGUCCGUCUUCGUCAUGGUCCCGUUCAUCGUGCUCUUCGUCUGGGGACUCGUGAGUGGACACGACUGGAGCGCGCUGGGAGAAGUUCGUCGCUCUGAUAUUGUGUACGACGCCAACGGAGACUUUGUGAGCAUGUCCGGCAGUCUGGACAUUGACUGGUCCACCUUGAUCAGCACGCUCUUCUGGAAUUUCAACGGUGCGGUCGGCAUAUCGGUCUUUGGCGGCGAAGUGGUCAACCCCGGGCGCACCUACCCACGGGCCAUGCUGAUCUCGGUGCUGCUCAUUGCGCUCACUUACAUCAUCCCGCUGUUUGGCGCCACGGUCUUCAACUCGCCACAUUGGACGACUUGGGAAGACGGAUCGUUUUCGAGUAUCGCAUCGGAUUUGGGCGGAGACUUCCUGUCCACGUGGGUCAUGCUGGCAUCUUUCGGCAGCAACGCGGGCAUGUACAUCGCGGAGCUCUUCUGCGACUCGUUCCAGAUUAUGGGCAUGGCGCAGUGUGGACUCGCCCCAGCGUUCCUCAAAGCACGCAACAAGCGGUUCAACACGCCAGACAACGCCGUGUUCGCCAGUCUUUUGGUCAUCUUCGUGCUCAUCAAGUUCGACUUCGACGACAUUCUCAACAUGACCAACGCGCUGUCGGCUUUCUACCAGCUCCUGAUCUUCGCUGCCUUCAUCAAGUUGCGCUACACGCAGCCGGAACUUGAUCGUCCGUUCAAAGUGCCUAGAAGCAUGCCCAUGAUCUGGCUCGGCCUCUUGAUCCCAUCAGCGUUGCUCGUGUACAUUGCUGUGGACGUCUUCUUUACGCUGGUACCUGCUCUGAUCGUUGUCGGUGUCACACUCGCGGGUCUUCUCUACGGAUACUGGAAGAAGUUCUCGCGAGUCCAGUUCAACGACCUGAGCCUGGAGGCAUAG
Molecule: messenger RNA, 1524 nt
Organism: Phytophthora sojae
Lineage: Eukaryota; Oomycota; Peronosporomycetes; Peronosporales; Peronosporaceae
Exons: 8
Coding region: 1-1524 (507 amino acids)
Biological process (GO): transmembrane transport
Cellular component (GO): membrane
Molecular function (GO): transmembrane transporter activity
Source: RefSeq, a predicted model, not a curated record